AAUCGGUAUUGCGUAGCUUAAACGCCAGACUCCUCGUCGCUAUUAAGUUCCAAAUGCGAUCCACUUAAACAGCUGACAUUUUGACACAGACAUUUUAAUUAAUUUAAUUUUGUUUUUGUUAUUUUGUGAAAUUUUUGUUUACAAAUACAAAUUCUUAAAAGAAUGUAUAGUGUGGCCAGCUAUUUUUCAUGGAGCAGCAGUAAGGACGACGAGCAGCAAGAGGAAAAACGAAGAAAGAAAGAUUUAGUUUUGCAGAGACGAUGGAUUCGAUCCACAGCUAACCCAAUGGAUUUGCCUAAUUCAAAGUUUAAAAUGUAUUUCCGACUCAAUAAAGAAGCCUUUCUAUAUAUUUUAAACUUGAUGGAAAGUAAUUUUCCUGAGAGGCGUUCUGUCUCAGUACCAAAUAUUUUAAAAUUAGCGGCCACCUUAAGGUUUCUUGCUGAGGGAGGUUACCAAAAAGGUGUUGGGAAUGAUUUUAAUUUGGGACUAGCACAGCCUACAUUUAGCAUCAUUCUUAAGGAAGUGAUAAAUUUUCUUGAGGAAUAUCUGUGCCCAUUAUGGAUAAAGAUGGAACUCUCUGAGGAAGAAAAAAUUGAAGCUAAAUUACACUUUUUCCAGCAGGCUGGAAUUCCUGGUAUUAUUGGCGCAGUCGAUGGGACCCAUAUCAAAAUUUUGGCACCGAAAAAAGCAGAUCAACAUAUCGUCGCCCGAAAAUUGUUUUGUCGUAAGCGCCAAAUUGUUUUUUUUUUUAAACUGGAUAUGCAGUAUUAUGUUUUCAAAGGUGCUCUUUUCAUUUCUGUUGUCAGAGUUUGCCUAUCUCUUACCGUUGCUGAGGUAAAUAGUAUGCAUUUUGGUCGUAUGUCCACAAAAUAAUCACCCCUUGAGUUUUGUUUUGUCGUAAGCGACAGUUUUUGGCAUAUACGACAAAAAUUCCAUGUGUUUUCUCUCUUUUUUUUUCUUAAUAUUGUUUUGUCGUAAGUGUAUACGCUUAAAUCAUACGAUCAAAAACUUAAAAUGAAACCUUAAAAUUGGUUUGUCGUACUUGUAUGAGACUCGCAUAUAAUGAAGGACUGAUCAUAGAGAAAUACAACACAAACAAGAAAAAAAAUAUUGCGGUUUGGUUUGUCGUACGUGUAUAGAGAUUUCAACUGGAGGUGCAAAAAGUAUAAAUACAAAGAGCGAUCAAAAAAAAUUCAGUCGUUAGCAGAAUCUUGUUGAGUAAGGACGUGUCGCGUCGUGUGGUUGUAAUGGAUUCCCCGGUGAGAACAAUUUCGAAGGCAAUACUUUCGUAAGUACAUACAAAAAUUAUAUUGUUAAUUUUGUUUUAUGAGUAAACAUAUUUUAUUGAAACUGUCAAUUUUAAUUUAACUUAUUGUUAUUAUAUCUAAAUGUUAGACUCAUUGAUGAUAUUGUUCCAAACGAAGACGAUUUUGGCGAAAACAUGGAAUCUGAAGAUGUUUUAUCUGAAAACGAUUUUGAUAGCGACGAUUUAUGUAACGAUCCAACUUUCAUUCCACCCAGUGAAGAAAAAGAGUUGGACGCUCAUACAGCCGAAAAUAUACCACCCGAUAACAAUGCAGAUUGCCUUCCUUUUAAUAAAGAGCUCAGAAGUAUACCUUCGGAAUACUUAGCAUCAUCAGAAAGUGACGGUUCUCCACACGGAACGAAAAAAAGAGCAAGGCGUCCGGAACUAUGGAAAAAUCAUAUCCGUCAAAAGCUCAGAGAGUCAGGGCAGACAUAUGAAAACAUCAAAGGGGAUGUCAUGCCCAAAAGGUGUCUCAAACCUCCAUCGAUGACAGACAAAGAAUCCAUGAUUCCUUUUGGAAAUUGA
Messenger RNA from Eupeodes corollae, 1831 nucleotides. RefSeq lists its product as uncharacterized. The record is from RefSeq and is a predicted model, not a curated record. NCBI's taxonomy places the organism in Eukaryota, Metazoa, Arthropoda, Insecta, Diptera, Syrphidae. The transcript has 5 exons. Bases 1442 to 1831 code for a protein of 129 amino acids.